Molecule: messenger RNA, 489 nt
Organism: Neomonachus schauinslandi (Hawaiian monk seal)
Lineage: Eukaryota; Metazoa; Chordata; Mammalia; Carnivora; Phocidae
Product: akirin-1-like
Exons: 2
Coding region: 1-489 (162 amino acids)
Biological process (GO): negative regulation of skeletal muscle satellite cell proliferation; positive regulation of macrophage chemotaxis; positive regulation of lamellipodium assembly
Cellular component (GO): nucleus; chromatin
Molecular function (GO): transcription coregulator activity
Source: RefSeq, a predicted model, not a curated record
AUGGCGUGCGGGGCGACGUUGAAGCGGCCCAUGGAGUUCGAGGGGGCGCUGUUGAGCCCUAGUUCCCCGAAGCGGCGGCGCUGCGCCCCUCUGCCCGGCCCCACUCCGGGCCUCAGGCCCCCGGACGCCGAGCCGCCGCUGCUUCUCCACUCGCAGACCCCACCGCCGACUCUGCAGCAGCCCGCCCCGCCCGGCAGCGAGCAGCGCCUUCCAACACUGCAACAAAGUUUUCAGAACAUAAAGCAAGAAUAUAGUCGUUAUCAGAGGUGGAGACAUUUAGAAGUUGUUCUUAAUCAGAGUGAAGCUUGUACUUCGGAAAGUCAGCCUCAUUCCUCAGCACUCACAGCACCUAGUUCUCCAGAACAAUAUGAAUCUUCUGUGAAAUUCACACGUGAUCAGAUUAUGCGACGGUAUGGGACAAGGCCAACAAGCGAUGUGUCCCAAAGCGUUCUUGCAUAUCUGGGUACCAGGUUUGACCUCAAGAGAUGA